Tuber aestivum (summer truffle) is the source of this 573-nucleotide messenger RNA. The record is from the annotation of a GenBank genome assembly. NCBI's taxonomy places the organism in Eukaryota, Fungi, Ascomycota, Pezizomycetes, Pezizales, Tuberaceae.
ACGCACGAUGGUGUCCCCAGAAAGGCCGAUUCCUUGGCCUUUACACCAUUGACGUGGGCCGCUCAAAACGGACACGAAGGCAUGGUAAAGCUAUUACUCAAAGAGAAAAAUAUCAAUUUAGAAGCUCAGGUCUUCGAAUGGGGACGAACAGCGCUCUCUUGGGCCACCGGUGCUGGGUAUGAGAGAAUAGCAAAGGUCCUGUUAGAUCAGGGAGAGAUCCAUGCCGAAUCCCAAGACUGGAGAGGAAGAACACCCCUGUCACACGCUGCGGCGUCGCCAACAGUGGAAGUUGUCAUGCUGUUUCUGGAGCGGGAAGGGGUCAAUGCCGAACUGCCCGACAAUGAUGGUAGAACACCCCUCUCCCACGCUGGCGAAGAGGGAAGUCCAGAAGUCGUGAAGUUGUUUCUGGAUCGGAAAGAGGUCGACGCCGAAUUACAGAAUAAUACGGGUAGGACACCCCUCUCCCAUGCUGCCGAAGAGGGAGGUGCACAAGUCGUGAAGCUGUUUCUGGAGCUGGAGGAGGUCAACGCCGAAUUGCAGGAUAAUAGGGGUAGAACACCCCUCUCCUACGCU